Cylindrotheca closterium is the source of this 873-nucleotide messenger RNA. The record is from the annotation of a GenBank genome assembly. Lineage: Eukaryota; Bacillariophyta; Bacillariophyceae; Bacillariales; Bacillariaceae.
AUGCAAUCAGUUCAGAGUAAAGCGACUCCAAUUCUUUACCAAUCAAUAUCGGCCUUUCGAUCAAUGCGAAGGGAACUUCAACCUUCCAUAAAGAUUGGUUUUGUCCCCACAAUGGGUGCACUGCAUGAUGGGCACCUAUCGCUUGUCCGUGAGGCCAGAAAGCACAAUGAUAUCGUCGUUGCCUCCAUAUUUGUGAAUCCUACUCAAUUUGGACCUAAUGAAGACUUCGACAAGUAUCCCAGACGACUUGAAAAGGAUUCAGAGCUAUUAGCAGAAUAUGGGGUAGACCAUUUAUUUGCUCCUAAAAUUGAUGAUAUGUAUGGCAAAAACCAUGUCACAAAAGUUGAUCCUCAAGGAUUUGAUGAUACUGCAGAGGGGCGAUCACGGCCAGGUCAUUUUUCUGGAGUUGCCACCAUCGUCACCAAGCUGUUCAAUAUUGUUAAACCAACAAACGCUUACUUUGGUCAGAAAGAUGCUGCUCAGUGUGUCCUAAUCAAAAGAGUCGUAGAAGAUCUAGACAUGGACUUGAAUGUUGUUGUAAUGGAUACAAUCCGAGAAGACGAUGGGCUCGCCAUGUCCAGCCGGAAUGCCUAUCUCAAGCCAGACGAGAGAGCAGGUGCCCCAGUGAUCUAUCGUUCCCUAAGCGCAGCAAAGGCACUAUUUAAAGAGAAGAAGACCAUUGAAAGCGCAGCACUGAUUAAUGUCGUCAGAAAAGGGCUGGAGAGUGAACCACUGGUGUCUGAAAUCCAGUACAUUACCGUGGACAGCAAAGCAACAAUGCAACCUUUAGAAACUGUGGACGAAGCAGGCGCAAUCAUAUCAAUUGCAUGCAAGGUUGGAUCGGUACGCCUCAUAGAUAAUGCUGUACUAUAA